AUGUCCCCAGGCCAUCGUGGAGCGCUGGCUCUGGCAGACGCCAUCGUGGAGCGCUGGCUCUGGCAGACGCGGGGGCUGCGCCGGCAGGACCUGGGCCGGGCCGAGUUCCUGCGCGAGGUUUGGCGCUGGAAGGAGCGGCACGGGGACGAGAUCCUGCAGCAGCUGCGGGCGCUCGGGGCCUCGCUGGACUGGAGCCGCUGCGCCUUCACCAUGGACCCCGGCUUCUCGCGGGCGGUGACCGAGGCCUUCGUGCGCCUGGCGGCGGCGGGGCUGAUCCGGCGGGACGAGCGCGUGGUGACCUGGAGCUGCGCGCUGCGCUCGGCGCUGGCCGACGUCGAGGUGGAGCCCCGUGUCCUGACGGGCCCCACGGCGCUGAGUGUCCCCAACUGUCCCCACCCCGUCACCUUCGGCCUCCUCGUCACCUUCGCCUACCCCGUGGAGGGGGACGACGGGCUGGAGGUGCCAGUGGCCACCACCCGCCCUGAGACGCUCUUUGGGGACGUGGCCGUGGCCGUGCACCCGCGGGACCCGCGCUACCUGGGCGUGCCCCGUUUCGAGGCCCGUGCCCGCGUGGUGGCCGCGCUGGCCCAGCGGGGGCUGCUCCGGGGGGUGCAGGACCACGCCAUGACGCUGCCGCUCUGCAGCCGCUCCGGGGACGUGGUGGAGUUCCUGCUGAAGCGGCAGUGGUUCCUCAGCUGCGGGGACAUGGCCCGGGCAGCACUGCAGGCGGUGACGUCGGGGAGGCUCCGCCUGGUGCCCAAAUUCCACGAGAAGAACUGGAAAACCUGGAUGGAGAACGCGGGGGAUUGGUGCCUGUCCCGCCAGCUCUGGUGGGGCCACCAGGUGCCCGCGUACCAGGUGAUGGGCGGCCACCAAGGAGCUCCAGGUGGCCAUGGAGGAGCCCCAGGUGGCCACAGAGGAGUGGUCCCGGUGGCCCCCCUGGACCGCUGGCUGCUGGCCCGCCUGGCCGCGGCCGGGGCCGAGUGCUGCGGCCGCCUGGGGGCGCUGGAGGUGCAGGGGGCGCUGGGCGCCGUGCAGAGCUUCUGGCUGCGCUGCCUCUGCGACGUCUACCUGGUAGGGCCCCCGAAAUGGCACCCCGAAACGGGCACCCAGAAAUGGGCACCCCGAAAUGGCACCCCGAAACGGGCACCCCGAAACGGGCACCACAAAAUGAGCAUCACGAAAUGGGCACCCCGAAACGGGCACCCUGAACGGGCACCCCGAAACGGGCACCCCGAAAUGGGCACCAUGAAAUGGGCACCCCGAAACGGGCACCCCAAAAUGGGCAUCACGAAAUGGGCACCCCAAAAUGGGCACCCUGAAAUGGGCACCCUGAACGGGCACCCCGAAACGGGCACCACGAAACAGGAGGUGGCCAAGGCGUCGCUGCGCUCGCCGCAGCUCCGGCCCGGCGCCGUGGCCUCGCUGGCGGCCGCGGCCGAGCUGGGGCUGCGGCUCCUGGCGCCCUUCGCCCCGUUCCUGGCCGAGGAGCUCUGGCAGCGCCUGCCCCGCGCCCCCCCAGCGCCCCCCAGCGUCAGCCUGGCCCCCUUCCCCGAGCCCCAGCGGCUGGCGCACUGGCGCAGCCCCGAGCUGGAGGCGCAGGUGGCCGCCAUGCUGGAGCUGGUCCGGGCCGUGCGGGGGCUGCGCGAGAGCCUCCGGCUGGGGGGGGCCGCGCGCCCCCCAGAUGGCGGCCCCCGCGGUGGCAGCCAUAUUGUGGGCGUGGUUUUCCCGGCAGUGCUGGUGCAGUGCCCGGAGCCGGAUCGUGAUUGGCUGGAGCCGCUCGGCCCCGCCCUCCAGGCGCUCUCGGGGGCGGGGCCUGGGGGCGGGGUUUAA
This is a messenger RNA of Lonchura striata (white-rumped munia), 1833 nucleotides long. NCBI's taxonomy places the organism in Eukaryota, Metazoa, Chordata, Aves, Passeriformes, Estrildidae. The record is from RefSeq and is a predicted model, not a curated record.